CGCCAAAGAUGGCGGCCGUAUCGUUGGCUCGCUGGCUGAGGGUCCGCCGCGGGCUUUGCCUACCGCUGACGGGUCGGCGGGCAGGUCUUUGCGGACGGGCCCCCAGUAGCAGAUUUUAUUCUGGAAGUGCAGCCGUCCCAGAGGUUGAAGGAGCUGAUGCAACAGGGACUGAAGAAGUGGUCAUUCCAAAAAAGAAAACUUGGGAUAAAGUGGCUGUCCUUCAGGCACUUGGAUCCACGGUGCACAGGGAUGCUACAGCUGCCCCUUAUGUAUUUCAAGAUGAUCCUUAUCUCAUACCAACAUCCUCUAUGGAAUCUCAUUCAUUUUUGUUGGCAAAGAAGUCCGGGGAGAAUGCAGCAAAAUUUGUUAUUAAUUCAUAUCCCAAAUAUUUUCAGAAAGACAUAGCUGAACCUCAUAUACCGUGUUUUAUGCCUGAGUACUUUGAACCUCAGAUUGAAGAUAUAAGUGAGGCUGCUCUGCAGGAACGAAUCAAGCUCAGAAAAGUCAAAGCUUCUGUGGACAUGUUUGAUCAGCUCUUGCAAGCAGGAACCACCGUAUCUCUGGAAACAACUAACCGUCUCUUGGAUUUAUUGUGUUACUGUGGUAACCAAGAGCCCUCAACUAAUUAUAAUUUUCAACAACGUGAACAAGCAGAAGAGUUGGAAGAGGCCACAGAGGGAAAUAACGAGAAACCUAAGAAGAAGGCUGGUCAUCAGCUUGGAGUUACUUGGAGAGCAAAAAACAACGCUGAGAGAAUCUUUGCUCUAAUGCCAGAGAAAAACGCACAUUCCUACUGCACAAUGAUCCGAGGGAUGGUGAAGCACCGAGCUCCUACGGAGGCAUUAAACUUGUACACUGAAUUAUUAAACAACAGACUUCGUGCUGAUGUACACACCUUCAAUUCAUUGAUUGAAGCAACAGCAUUGGUGGUGAAUGAGAAAUUUGAAGAAAAAUGGAAUAAUAUAUUGGACCUGCUGAAACAAAUGGUUGCACAGAAUGUGAAACCCAAUCUACAGACUUUUAAUACUAUUCUGAAAUGUCUCCGACGAUUUCAUGCAUUUGGAAAAUUGCCAGCCUUACAGACUUUACGGGAAAUGAAAGCCAUUGGAAUAGAACCCUCGCUUGCAACAUAUCACUAUAUUAUUCAGCUGUUUUAUCAACAUGAAAGCCCUUCAAAAGGAUCGUCCCUCAUCAUCUAUGACAUCAUGAACGAAUUAAUGGGAAAGAAAUUUUCUCCAAAGGACCCGGAUGACGAUAUGUUUUUUCAGUCAGCCAUGAGGGUUUGCUCAUCUCUCAGAGAUCUAGAACUUGGUUACCAGGUCCAUGACCUUUUAAACACUGGAGACAACCGGAAAUUCAUUGGACCCGAUCAUCGGCGUAAUUUCUAUUAUUCCAAGUUCUUUGGUUUGCUUUGUCUAAUGGAACAAAUUGAUGUCACCUUGAAGUGGUAUAAGGACCUGAUACCUUCAGUAUUCUUUCCACAUUCCCAAACACUGAUAGAUCUUCUCCAAGCAUUAGAUGUGGCCAAUCGGCUAGAAUUGAUUCCUCAGAUCUGGAAAGAUAGUAAAGAAUACGGUCAUACUUUUCGCCGUGACCUUAAAGAAGAGAUUCUGAUGCUCAUGGCAAGGGAUCGGCACCCACCAGAGCUGCAGGUGGCGUUUGCUGACUGUGCUGCAGAUAUCAAAUCGACUUAUGAAAGCCAGGAUGCCAGACAGACGGCUCCCAGUUGGCUGGCCAGCUCUCUGAACUACAUAGCCGUCCUCUUCUUAAGGGCCGGGAGAACCCAGGAAGCCUGGAAAAUGCUGGGGCUUUUCAGGAAACAUAAUAAGAUCCCUAGGAAUGAGUUGCUGAAUGAGUUUAUGGGCAGUGCAAAAGCAUCCGGCAGCCCUGCCCAGGCCAUUGAGAUAGUGAAGCUGGCAGGUGCCUUCAGCUUACCUAUUUGUGAGAGCCUCACCCAGAGAUUAAUGGCUGACUUCACCCUCAGCCAGGAGCAGAAGGAAGCCCUGGGAGACCUAACUGCAUUGACCAGUGACAGCAGCAGUGACAGUGACAAUGACGUCGGCGAAGGCAAAUAAAAGUGGUCCAAUCAGGAGCUCCUGUGGCCUAGCAUGGCUGUUGUGAUUACACUUGAGAACUGAGAUGUUAGUAUUUAAUUGUAAUGUGAAGAAAACAAGAGAAUACAGAUUUGGUGAAUCUUGAUAACAA
Messenger RNA from Eubalaena glacialis (North Atlantic right whale), 2205 nucleotides. It is a transcript of the gene PTCD3, whose product is annotated as pentatricopeptide repeat domain 3. Gene Ontology annotation, molecular function: protein binding; ribosomal small subunit binding; rRNA binding. The transcript is spliced from 24 exons. Gene Ontology annotation, cellular component: mitochondrion. NCBI's taxonomy places the organism in Eukaryota, Metazoa, Chordata, Mammalia, Artiodactyla, Balaenidae. The coding region runs from base 9 to 2075 and encodes 688 amino acids. Gene Ontology annotation, biological process: mitochondrial translation. The record is from RefSeq and is a predicted model, not a curated record.